Molecule: messenger RNA, 567 nt
Organism: Abrus precatorius (Indian licorice)
Lineage: Eukaryota; Viridiplantae; Streptophyta; Magnoliopsida; Fabales; Fabaceae
Exons: 2
Coding region: 1-567 (188 amino acids)
Source: RefSeq, a predicted model, not a curated record
AUGGCAUGCUUAGACAUGUACAACUCGGAGCACAAGGGUCACCAUCGCCAUCACCAUCAUCAUCACCGCACCCCAGUGAGCCCCAGAAUUUCUUUCUCAAACGACUUUGUGGAUCUCCAACAAGCCACCACCAAGCAAGAACGAAGCUCGAGAUCAGAUGCACCUGCAGUGUCUUCAGACUUUGAAUUUUCUGUCACAAACUACUCUAUGAUGAGUGCCGAUGAGCUUUUCUUCAAGGGUAGGUUGUUACCCUUCAAAGAUAACUGCAACAACCAGGUGCAAAGGGCCACCACCACUCUCAGGGAAGAGCUUCUUGUGGAUGAUGAUGAAUACCAAGACUUUUCUCUGAGGCCACCCAAAGGGUCAUCCACAAGGUGGAAAGGGUUUCUGGGUCUUAGAAAAAGUCACCUUUCCAAGAAGGUUGAGAAGAGUGAAGGUUCUUCUCACACAGGAGUUGAAGCAAGAAGGUCUGCUUUGUUACCUGAAGGGGAUAGCGCUAAUAUUAAUUCACAGGAGCUGUUGAAUGAAGGAGGAUCAAGAUGCAGGGAUGUUGAGAUUGGAUUAUAG